Messenger RNA from Phaedon cochleariae (mustard beetle), 1702 nucleotides. The record is from the annotation of a GenBank genome assembly. NCBI's taxonomy places the organism in Eukaryota, Metazoa, Arthropoda, Insecta, Coleoptera, Chrysomelidae.
CCACCAUCAGUGUCUAAAAAUUCAGAUCUUGUAAAAUGGAAAUAAAACUUCUAUCAUGCCCGUUGUGUUCUAACCCACAUUUCGACGGUGUCGGUUCACUUAGGAGUACUUUAGUGAACGUCGCUACCAAGUUAGUGUCGUGUCCAGUGUGCUCUGAAACUCUGCUAGGUUUGGACAAACUAACUAUACAUUUGUUUAGCCAUGUCAGCAACGCUGUCGCGACUAAAACCGUUAGUGAACAUGAUAUUCAAGAAGAAAUCGACAAGAGCAUCGAGAAUGUAUCCAAAUCGGAAGUUGACCCAGGACAGAAAAGUACCCCACUACUCAAAUCUAUAAAAUGUGAUAUCUGCAACUUUUCCUUCAACGACAGAAAUGUCUUGGAGAUGCACCAGAAAUUGUUGCAUCAUACGCCGCCUGAUAAGAAAACUGGCACAUACAAUUACCACUGUCAUUUGUGCAGCAAGCAAUUCAGGAUGAGGGGUAGCUUGAUGGUACACUUGAGGGUGGCCCACUAUGGAUACGGUCGUGGGGAUGAUACGGGGUGUGACAGCACUAAAGAGGACGGUGCAAGGGUUGAUGAGGUGGUGAAUGACAAGAAAGUAGUUGAUGAUGGAAAGAUUCUUCAGAAAAAUUCAACUUCGAAAGUGAUUGACAACAAACACUGGGAAUGCGAUGUUUGUUCAAAAAUGUUUACCACGAAAUAUUUUUUGAAAAAACACAAAAGGUUGCAUACAGGAGAAAUGCCUUACUGUUGCUCCCUGUGCAACAAAUCAUUCACAUUUCAACAGUCCUACCAUAAACACAUGUUGUACCAUUCGUCAGAAAAGCCGCAUGUAUGUAACGAGUGUGGCAGAGCAUUCAAAGAACUUUCCACUUUACAAAAUCACGCAAGAAUACAUUCCGGGGAAAGACCUUUUGUUUGUGAAACAUGUGGAAAAAGUUUCAGGCAAAGGGUAUCCUACCUCGUACAUAGAAGAAUCCACACAGGAGUUAUGCCAUACAAAUGUACAGCCUGUAACAAGUGUUUUCGAUACAAAGUCAGCCAAAAAUCACACAAAUGUUUUAUGAACCCGCCGGGAUCUGUUGUCCUCAUUCCUGAGCAAAAAUCCGGACCAAAUUCCCCCGAAAAUAGCUCCAAGUCUGUGAUGAACGUCGAUUUGAACACUGGAAACAUAAGUGUUAUACCGCAAAAGGUGCAGACGAAUGCUGAUUCAAAACCUACUGCAGAGGAUUCGUUAGUUCAAAAAGAAUCUAUUGUAAUCAACAAUAAUGAGCGUAUAGAGAUUAGUUACAAGAAAGCUGAUCUCCAAACGGCGAUUCAGCGAGAAAUUUUGUUCCAGAAAGAUGGGAUUACUUCAGGAAUUAUUAGCCAGGAGAAAAAUGCGAUGCAAGAAAACCAGGAUAAACUGCGAGAAGUCAUGUUAAUACCACCUGGAGAUGAUUUAUUUUCAGUCACUUUAUCCAACAUACUUCCAGAAGUUGAGUCCCUCUAUUUACAUGGGUCCCCAAUAAACAAUUCAAAUGGUGCAGAACAAUUUUUAGAAAGAGAAGAAGCUGUAAACAUUACUGACAUGAGAGAACAAUGUCUUGAAGAGUUUUUGUGUGACAUUUAAUAAAGCAAUUCAACAAUAUCAAGUUUUGUUAAUGAAGUUUUCUGCCUUUAUUAAUUUUGAAAUAGAACUGUGAUGAACAUUAGAAUAAU